Symbiodinium sp. CCMP2456 is the source of this 256-nucleotide messenger RNA. Lineage: Eukaryota; Dinophyceae; Suessiales; Symbiodiniaceae. The record is from the annotation of a GenBank genome assembly.
GCCUUCGCUCUCUCGAGGGCUCGCGGUGGCCCUGAUCGCCGGCACACGUGACGACUUCUGCGAAGCCGAGCAGCUGCGGCAGGUUCACGGCGAGCUCCUGGACCCCUCGUUCCCGCAGCCGCCCCGACUGGAGUUGAUCGACAGCUGUGACCACUUCUUUGGAAAUCCGCAUCACCUGGCUGCUGCUGUCGAAGCUGCUGUCCAGGUGUUGGUGCGUUCUGCCGCUGUAAGCACGGGGCUGCGCACACCGCUGUGA